GACGGCGACGUGUACACACACGCCACUAUCGCCGACGAUCAGUGUGUGUCUCGAGGGCUAUGCCGUGACAUGAACGCCGGCGAAUCGUACAAGGUGCUCGUGCUGGGCGACUCGAACGUCGGCAAAACGUGUCUGAUGCACAGGUUUUGCGACGAGACGUAUUACGACACGUACAUAUCGACCAUAGGAGUCGAUUACAAACAAAAGAUAAUUCAGUUGGACGAAAAACCAGUAAAGUUACAAAUAUGGGACACCGCUGGACAAGAACGAUUCCGGACACUGACCACGGCGUACUAUCGGGGCGCAAUGGGUAUAUUACUCGUUUAUGACGUGACGAAUCUGGAUUCAUUCGACCAUUUGACGUAUUGGUUGAAGAAUAUUCAAGAGAACGCUUCGCCGGACGUUAUCAAAGUUUUGGCUGGUAACAAAUGCGACAACGAGACAGUGCGAGCCGUGGAUAAAGCAGACGGAGAAAAAAUAGCAGAAUGCUACGAUAUGCCGUUUUUUGAAGUCUCGUGUAAGAUGGACGUCAACGUGGAAGAAGCGUUUCAGGCAUUGGCCAAAAUGAUUAAAGAACGUUCCCAAUACUCGGGAGCGUUCGGGUUGAGAGACGAAACGCCAAGGGAGAAAUGUUCGCCACUUUUCGAAAAAGCUUUUGCUGAAUCUACACGGAAGUGCAGUUCCUGUUAAUGUCCAUAACUGUAAUAUUAAAAAUAAUCAUAACGGUUUAGCUAUUUAUAUUUUCAUAAAAAUCUAAAAGCCUAUUAAUUAUCAUAUACGUGAUGGCUUACACUCGCGCCUAUCCGAUGACGUCGAGAGUUGAAUUAACAUAAUAUGCUAAAACGACGGAACUUAAAAGUUGUUGAUUAGUGAUUACUAUAUAAUAUAAAUAGUAAAGACAUAAUAAAAUACGCAUAAUAUUAUAACGUUAUUACAAUAUUACAAUAAAUAUACUAAUAUAAUACGUAAUGAAUUGAAUUUAUUACCUAUAUCGUAUCUAUAUCCAUAAUGAUAUUUUGUAAAGUCGAAAUGCACAAAAUCGUUGUUUUACCGUUAGAGUAAAAUUUAAUUUUCCACGUAAUAUAUCUCUCCGAUUACAUAUAAAUAAAUAUAUUAUAUCAAUACCUAUUAAUUCGUUCUAUCAAACACCGAAGUAAAUACAUAAAUACUUUAAUAUGCUUUAAUAUUGUACAUACGUAAACAGUGUGUCUUCAACUAAUGACAGGGUCAGAUAUUGUGCUUGUUCAGACAUAACAUUUCAAUUUUAAAUAUUUACUGUUUACAUAAUUUUUUCAACGGUUUAUAUUAUAUAUAUUAUGUAUAGUCAGAACAAAGAUAUUAAAAUAUACCUAAUCACGAUAUUAUGAAUACAUAUAGCUACGAAUCUUUCACGUUUUGCCUUUAUAUAUAUUGUAUUGUUUCUCAUAUUAUUAAUAUUAUUACCUAUAUACAACUAUAUAAUAUUUUCCUGCAAAUUCACAUGUAUUUUUUAAAAAUGUCUAUUUUGAUUUAUACCUAUUUUGAUGUUGUAUACCUAAUAUACAUUUUUGUUUAUUGUAAUCCAUUAAUCCAUUGAUUAAUUUAAUAAAUUGGGAAUAUAAUACAAUUUUUGAAAUAAUCA
Molecule: messenger RNA, 1621 nt
Organism: Metopolophium dirhodum (rose-grain aphid)
Lineage: Eukaryota; Metazoa; Arthropoda; Insecta; Hemiptera; Aphididae
Product: ras-related protein Rab-13-like
Exons: 6
Coding region: 70-690 (206 amino acids)
Molecular function (GO): GTPase activity; GTP binding
Source: RefSeq, a predicted model, not a curated record